CAUGUAUUUGAGUUUGUCUCAGAAAAAGGCACUUGCCCUCGCCCUCGUACAGUGGCGAAAAAAAUGAAGAAAAAGAGUUUGGGUCCAUGAAAUGCUGCUACGUCACCAAGAAAAAGGAGAGUUUAACUUGGUUAGAGAGCUGCAGAACCACAACGAGAGGUUUCAGUCGUAUUUCAGGCUGGAUAAGGAUAAAUUUGACGUCCUUUUGGAGAAGAUUAAACCUCUUAUCAGCAAACUGGAUGUAGGAUUCCGUCAUCCCAUCUCUCCAGAGGAACGCCUGGCCAUCUGUUUGAGGUAUUUAGCCACUGGGGACUCCUGCGCCAGCAUUGCCUCCAGCUACUGUGUUGGAGUUUCCACAGUGGCAACAACUGUCCCCAGUGUUGCCACAGCAAUUCGGGAGAGUUUGGUGGGGGAAUACAUGCCCUUCCCCAAAAAAGAUGAUUGGCGUGACAUUGCCAAAGAGUUCCAGCAGAGAUGGAACUUCCUGAACUGUGUUGGCGCUAUUGAUGGAAAACAUGUUGUCAUCCAGGCUCUUGCAUCAUCUGGUUCGCAGUUUUACAACUAUAAAGGAACUUUUUCCAUUGUCCUGCUGGCUGUGGUUGAUGCCAGGUACCGAUUCCGAGUGGUAGACGUAGGAGCGUAUGGACGAAACAGCGAUGGAGGUACUUUUGCUGCUUCCCCUUUUAGAAAGGCUCUCCAGGCAGACUGGAUCUCCCAGGUGACCUUCAUCUCCAGGAUGCUGAACAUCUAG
Molecule: messenger RNA, 751 nt
Organism: Epinephelus fuscoguttatus (brown-marbled grouper)
Lineage: Eukaryota; Metazoa; Chordata; Actinopteri; Perciformes; Serranidae
Exons: 2
Coding region: 92-751 (219 amino acids)
Source: RefSeq, a predicted model, not a curated record